GAAUCUUCGAUGGAGCAGAGUCAGAAAACAAAGAGUUACCAGCACCAAUCAGGGCUUUGGGGCUCUGGAAAGAGAUGGGGUGUGGAGGUUCCGAGCAGGAGGAGGAAGAGGAACCAGACCAGCAGGAUGUGGCUGUGAAUGAAAGAUGAGAAACAUUUGGAAACUGGUUCAAAACGAGAAGGAAUUUGUCUGCAGAAAGCUCAGUCAUGGCAUAUCAGUUUUGCUGUCUCUGUCCGGAUAUUUAAGAAGCAGAGCAAGAGAUUCAAUCGAAUAUCCUUCCUGCUCAGACAGUGGGAAUGGAUUCACUUGGUCAUCUGAACUGAACGUACAUCACCGAGUUCACACUGGGCAAGGCCAUUCAUCUAUUCUGUGUGUGAGAAAGGAUUCAGUCGGUCUGCCCACCUGUGGGCACACCAAUCAAUUAACACCCGGCAGAGGCUUGUCAUCUGCUGAAGUUCUGGGAAAGGAUUCACUCCAUCAUCUGACCUCAUGGCACACCAACGAGUUCACACCAGAGAGAGGCAGUUCACCUGCUCGGACUGUGGGAAGGGGUUCACUUGGUCGUCUGAACUACUGAGACAGCAACGAGUUCACACUGGAGAGAAGCCGUUCACCUGCUCUGUCUGUGGGAUGAGAUUCACUGAUUCAUACACACUACAAAGUCACCAGCGAGUUCACCGUGGGGAGAGGCCGUUCACCUGCUCAGACUGUGGGAAGGGAUUCACUCGGUCAUCUGACCUAAUGGCUCACCAGCGAGUACACACCGGAGAGCGGCCGUUCACCUGCUCGGACUGUGGGAAGGGAUUCUCUUUAUCUUCUCGCUUACUGACACAUCAGCGAGUUCACACUGGGGUGAAGCCGUUCACCUGCUCAGUCUGUGAGAAGAGAUUCACUCACUCUUCCACGCUACAGAGACACAAGGUUGUUCACACUGGGGAGAAGCCGUUCACCUGCUCAGAAUGUGGGAAGGGAUUCACUGAGUCAUCACACCUACAGAGACACCAGCGAGUUCACACUGGAGAGAAGCCAUUCACCUGCUCAGUCUGUGAGAAGAAGUUCACUAACUCUUCCACCCUACAGAGUCAUCAGCGAGUUCACACUGGGGAGAAGCCAUUCACAUGCUCAGUCUGUGAGAAGGGAUUCACUCAUUCUUCCACCCUACGGAGACACCAUCGAGUUCACACUAAGGAGAAGCCGUUUACCUGCUCAGUCUGUGGGAUGAGAUUCACUGAUUCAUCCUACCUGCAGAGUCACCAGCGAGUUCACACUGGGGAGAAGCCAUUCACCUGCUCAGACUGUGGGAAGGGAUUCACUGUUUCAGCUAGCCUAAUGGCACACCAGCGAGUUCACACUGGGCAGCGGCCGUUCACCUGCUCAGACUGUGGGAAGGGAUUCACUUUGUCAUCUAAACUACUGAAACACCAGCGAGUUCACACUGGGGAGAAGCCAUUCACCUGCUCAAUCUGUGGGAAGGGAUUCACUCAGUCAUCCCAACUACCGGCACACCAGUAAGCUCACAAUGGGGAGUGGCCGUUGUUAUGAUUCCCUAGGUUUCGUUUACUGUGGACUGUCAUUUUGAGAGAAAGAGAGAGAUAAAGAAGGUGAAUCAGUCUGACUUGCAGCUUGUUUACAUCGCUAGCAGCUUGUUUAAUUUUAACCAAGGACACGGACACUCAGAGUGAGACGGAGACGAAGGAUGAAAAAUGGAAGGUUCAAAACAACGGAAAUAGUGGCCAAAGCUCAUGGUUUAGAAUGUCCCUACGCCCACAAGUGUGGGUUAAUUAUCGUUUCAUCAUACAUCGAAUGUGUGGUUGUCACCUCUUUUGAUCCAUGGGAGUGAAUCGGAUUUGGGGUAUCCUGUGAAGACCACUUAUGUGUUAACCCUUGCCUAGUUGUGGUGUGGUAAUUCACUUGAAGACAAUACCACUUUUGACAUGUCACUUUCGGUGGUAAUUCGUAUGUGGAUUUGGAACAUGACCAAUAAAAUCUACAGUGACUGUUCUCUCAUUUUACCACCAUGGAACCUGUGGAAUUCGACAUAAUUGCCUUCUCUUAACAUUUACCCUGGAUUACAAAUAUCUCCCUCUCAUCACCUAUUCUGUGGUUGAAUUGAACUUUCGUACUUUACCAUCUCAAGACUCCAAGCCUUGUUUCCCCGGAGCUCAAUAGUUCUGGAGUUACAUUUACACACAUAUAUAUACAUAACAAUGUUCACUUUUGUUUAUCUUGCUUAAGUUACUAUAUUAAAAGUAGAUUCUAAUAAAGAUAGUUUUAACAUCAAAAACA
Messenger RNA from Hypanus sabinus (Atlantic stingray), 2286 nucleotides. Its product is annotated as zinc finger protein 235-like. The coding region runs from base 490 to 1512 and encodes 340 amino acids. Gene Ontology annotation, cellular component: nucleus. Gene Ontology annotation, molecular function: RNA polymerase II cis-regulatory region sequence-specific DNA binding; DNA-binding transcription factor activity, RNA polymerase II-specific. The record is from RefSeq and is a predicted model, not a curated record. NCBI's taxonomy places the organism in Eukaryota, Metazoa, Chordata, Chondrichthyes, Myliobatiformes, Dasyatidae. Gene Ontology annotation, biological process: central nervous system development; regulation of transcription by RNA polymerase II. The transcript is spliced from 2 exons.